This is a messenger RNA of Trematosphaeria pertusa, 2090 nucleotides long. RefSeq lists its product as uncharacterized. The record is from RefSeq and is a predicted model, not a curated record. The transcript has a single exon. Bases 29 to 1840 code for a protein of 603 amino acids. NCBI's taxonomy places the organism in Eukaryota, Fungi, Ascomycota, Dothideomycetes, Pleosporales, Trematosphaeriaceae.
AACUCACCUCACUUCACCACACCUCACCAUGCCCUUCGCGUGGGAGAAUUUCGGCGCGCCGACGCCGUUCAAAGCGAAUGCUGCGGAGCUCAGGGCCGCUGAGCUGGCGGAGGAGGUCGCUGCCCUCCGAAAGCAGCUUAGCACCGCCAAGGCCGCUAAGGCCGUCGCCGAGCAGCGGGAGGCAGUGGCUCUCCGCUGCUUUGGCACUGAGCUCCAACGCAACCGGAGCAUGGACGACUGGGACCGCGCUGCCGAGCUGCAGCAGCAGCUCGACGUCCUCAAGGAGGACAACAAGGACAUCCGCAGCCAGCUGUCGGCCGUCACCGGCCACCUCCAGGGCAAGGAGGCCGACAUUGCCUACAAGGACAACGAGAUCUCGUCGCUCACCACCGACAAGGACCAGCUCAAGGCCUCGCUGGCCGACGUCAAGCAGAAGCUCGAUGAGCAGCUGGAAGCCUCCCAGGAGAUCGACUCACACCUCAAUAACGCGUACGCCGACCUCGGCCGCGAGCAGACCGCGCACAAAGCCACCGUCAAGGCCAAGGACGAUGCGGAAGCGAAGCUGAAGGAGACCGAGGGCGAGCUUCACAGCUUGCAUACACAAUGGGAGGAGCUGCAGAACAGAGUCCAAGAGCUGGAGGCACAGACGGCGGAGAUGCAGGAUCUGGAGCGCGAGCAUCAAGCGCUGCAGGACGAUAUCGAGAACCUCCGCAACCAGCUCGGCAGCCACGAUCGCACCAUCUUGGUCAAGGACGCGCGCAUUCAGCACCUAGAGACGCAAUACCAGAAGGCGCUCGAAGGAAAGCUCAACGCCGAAGCCGCUGCCAACGCUGCCGCUGCUCCUACUUCCGUACCAACCUUCACGGCCGGCGACGAGUCGCUGGAGGACGAGCUCGCCAACACUGCCGGUUUCGAAGAUAACGGCUCCGAAUUCGAGCAGCUCGACUAUUCCGGCAUCACCGAGAUUGCAGAUAUUGCGCCCAUCGAGCCAGCCGCUGCCCCGAAGCUCUCCAUCGGCGUCGUUCAAGCCGCAAGCGUUGCCCCGGUCGCAGCGCAGACGGACACCUCCUCGACCCAGACAGACGAGCGCCAGAUCUCUACUACCUCCGCUCAGACAGACGAGUGCCAGACCACGACCUCAUAUACCCAAACCGAUGCACCAGAGAAGCGCGCAAUCGCAGCCCAGACAGACACCCCAAAGCUUUCCGCUGGCGUCAUCCAUGCCGCCUCUAUCCACGUCCCUCCGAUCGAGCCCAAGAAGGCUCUCACCACCACUGCGACGCAAACCGACGUCGUUCCUGUCGAGGCUGAGAAGACAGUCUCUACGACUGCCACACAGACCGACCACCUUCGCGAUCUCAAGACUACCGCUGCCCAGACCGAUGUCUCGAACCCCUUGAUCCGCAAGUCCAGGGUCUCCACCGUCCUCAACAUAUGGCCAAUUGCCGAUAACACCACAGCCGAGACUACCACCGCGACUGCUGCCACUCAGACCGAGAAGACCGCCGAGAAGAGCCCGGAGCGAAUCAUCACCGUUACUACGUCUUCCAAGAGGAGCGUUCUGGAGCGUUACUAUCCCCUCAUCUCUGCGCUCAUCGUCUUCUUUUGCUUCAUGGCCUAUGCGAUGCUGGAGGCUUGGAAGGUCGAGAGCGGCUACUACUACUCCCACAACGACUUCUCGUACGGCGCCUUUGGAAACGGCCGCUAUCUCUUUGGCUUCUUCCCCAUUGGCUUCGACAUCGGCCACUCUCGGUUGUCUGAGGAGAUCUGUCGCCAUACUUCGACUGCUAUCGCCGUGUUCGAGGACUGGGCUGGCAUUACUCCGACUCCGAUGUAUUGAGCUCUUUCCUUACUUACUUGCUUCCUUACUCUGCCACUGCAUGUGGGUUGGAGUACACAAAACGGUGUUUGGGUAGGGGAUCUGGGUUUCCUUCAGGCUUUAAUGACUGGCGUCUUGUCUCGGUGGCCUGCUUUCCAUGAUACCCCCGGAUUACCCCUCUUUUCUUUCUCUCUAAGUUUUUUUUACGUGGCUAGAUAUCCGCCUUCAGGAUUCUUUGAUAGCUGCCUCAUUGGAAUGGAACAUACAGUGU